Molecule: messenger RNA, 2844 nt
Organism: Oryzias latipes (Japanese medaka)
Lineage: Eukaryota; Metazoa; Chordata; Actinopteri; Beloniformes; Adrianichthyidae
Source: RefSeq, a predicted model, not a curated record
CAGCAUUCUUUCAAGGGAAAGUAAAUAAUUUUAGAUUUUUAAUUGUCGUUGUACUUCAACAAUUUUCCUGCAGAAGACUUUGGCCCUUACCAAAAAAAUUUAAGCUUUUUUGUUCUAACUAAAGCCUUUUUUUCAAACUGACAACUUUUUGCAGUGUGUUCUUUAUAGUGCAAGAGCCUGGCUAUAAUUAUCCCUGCUGUGGAGCACCCCCACAUGCCCACAGUGCCAUUGUGCCCCGCUCAAAGUCACUUGUUCCACCCGGCAGAGGGAACGGAAGGUAGGAGUCGUAGAGACAAAGAGUCUUCUCUCUGAACAAGAAUGUACAUUUUUGAGUAACAGUAAUGCACAUGCUCAAGUGAACUUAUUUGUCGUUUCGAUGAUGUUGGGUUCACUGAGCGGGUCAGAGGGUCAAUCCACGCGGGUGUGAUCUUACAGUGAAUAACAGCAGUGACUCUGCGUGGGACACUUCCAAGAAGGCUUCAUCUCACCGCUCCUCCUCACCGUUCCUGUCAUCAUCUGGCUGUUGCCCCGCCCACAGCAUCUCCUUUGCCGUUUGAGUCAGGGAUGCAAGGAAUGGAAGAUCACUGGAGAACAUUCAGACCUCAUCUCCACGAGGACAAAGGUGGUGCAGAAGCAACUGUUCAUUCUGCGGCCUCCUCGACGAUCCCCCUCCCCGAACACUCAGACCUCCUCUGUUACACGCUCCAGUCGCACCCUCAAAGCCUCUUCAGUCGGUUACAGGUCCUCAGGGAGGAGGGCUUGCUCCUGGACUGCACAUUCCAUGUCCAAGGAAACAUGUUCCGGGCCCACCGGCUGCUUUUGGCAGCUUCUAGCCAAACCCCCCAAAUGUUUUUAGGCUCAAAGCAAAAACCACAGUCUGAAGCUGAAGAAAGCUCUCACUGCUUGACUCCUCUUGGGCUGAGAGCUGCUUUGGAGUUUGCAUAUAGUGGGAAAGUGGACUUGAGUGGGGAGGAGGGUGUGCAGGAGGUGCUGGAUGCUUGUCAGCAUCUGAACUUUUAAAGGCUACGAGAAAGGAGCAAGUCAGGGGUCACGACCUCAGCUGAAAAGGAGACAAAAAAGACUCUGGAGAACAUCAGGAACCUGUGGGACAGAGGAGAGGGCUGUGACAUCACGAUCCGAGCAGAGAGUGGGGAGAGCUAUCCAGCUCAUCGCCUGAUUUUAGCAGCUGGCGGGGACUAUUUCCGGGCUCUCCUGUGCGGAGGCUUACGGGAGUCCAGAGAGGACGUGGUGUGGCUGCGGGGCGUGCCUGGCUGGGUGCUCGAAUCCAUUCUUCACUUCUUGUACACGGGUCAACUGUGGCUGGGCUGGAGUCAGAUAUGGGAGCUGACAGGUGCACUGCUGCAGUUUCAGCUGGAGGGGGCGCUCUCGCUCUGCACAGACUUUCUGAGGGAAGGAAUGGAUGAGAGCAGCUGUGCAGAUGUUCUGGUCCUGGCUGAGACUCACGGGUUGGUGCAGCUGGUUCAGGCUGCAGAGGAUUACGUUCUGACCCACUUCCAGAAGGUUUCUGCAGAGGAAAGCUUCAAGGCGGUUCCCCUCGUCCUCCUCAGCAGGCUGCUGCAGAAUGACUCCCUGUGUGUGGAGUCAGAGAUGGAGGUGUUCAGGGCUGUGGUUGGUUGGGUGGAGGACCAGCCUGAAGAUCGUCUCCCGUCUCUACCUGACCUCCUCCGCCAUGUUCGUACUCCACUCCUCAGCCGAUCGGAGCUGCAGGAGGUUCUCCGCUGCCCCCUCCUACUCGGGAGCCCCGAGGCGAAGGGUGCAGUCAAAGUUCUGAAGAGCUUAGUGAAUGGGAGCUACAGAGGUCCUGAAUGUGGACCUCGCACCCCAAACCAGGUCCUGGCUUUGGUUGGGGGUGACACUGUGGAUGAGGAUUUCAUGAAAAGGGUUCCCAGCCGGACUGUGUGGUCUGCUCAGCAAUUCCACCGUGGGCCCGGCCUGAUUAGAGAAAUAGAGUGGAAACUUGUGACAAACAUCCCUGAGCCAGCACGUUUCAGGCACUGCGUGUGUCUUCUCAACAGCAAACUUUACGUCUUAGGGGGGCGCAAGUAUUAUGGGUCUUUGGAUGUCCUCAAGUCUGCUUUUAGGUUUGACGUCUUGCAGAAGAAAUGGGAAAAACUGCCGGACAUGUUGCGCCAAAGGGACUACUUUUCUGUAGUGUGCCUGAGGGGAAGGAUUUAUGCUCUUGGUGGAAGCUGGACCCCCAGUCGGUGUCUGGAUGAGGUGGAGAGCUACUGCCCUGAGGAGAACUCCUGGAGGUACUAUUCAGAAAAAGCAGGAUCACCCUCUGGACACAGCCGUCUAUGGCCACGCUGCUGCUGUUCUUGAGGAGCAGAUCUACAUCUCCGGAGGCUGUGACUCCCAACACAGUUGUUUUCCCACCAUGUGUGGUUAUGAUCCAGUCCGGGGGUGCUUCCCCAGGGCCCCCAUGAGCGCGGGGCUUGGACGUGCCGGCCAUGCCAUGUUGGUCCUGGGGAGCAGAUUGGUGGUAGCUGGAGGGCUGCAGCCCCUUUGUCCAGGCUUUGGAGACCAACUCCUCUGCGAGGUUUAUGACCCUCGGAGUGACUCCUGGUCUUCCUUUCCAACCUUGCCUCGCCCUCAUCUGUCCCCUGGAGCUACCGUACAUGAUGGACGCCUGUAUGUGGUCGGAGGGUCUUCAGCAGACACAGCCAGAGAUUCCAAAUGGGUUCAUUGUUAUGAUUCCAAAAAGGGAUGCUGGGAAAACCUGGGUGCUAUGCCAUUUCCCUACACUGAUCUGGCAGUUUGUUUCCUGCCAUCACCUGACCUGCCUGUAAAACAACUCAGUCAUCAGUAAAUCCUUUUCCAGUU